UUGUGAAUAAUAUUAAUGUAUAUAUGUGUGUGUAUAUAUAUAUAUACACAAAAUUACGCAAGGUCUUAAUUGAAAUGUACAAGCAGUAGUAGCUUAUGGUUAGUUGUGUUGGGUGGCUUUCCCUUUUUGUGUUUUCUUGUCAUUAUUCGUAUCAAACAAACUCGUCCCAACGCUCUUUCUACCAGGCGGAACCGGUUAUUUCCAAGCUUCCCUCCCUUGUUUUCUCCGCCACUUUCCCUCUCUUCCCUUAAUUACUCUCUCUCUCAUUCCUCUCCCACUUUUCUCUCCUCCUAUAAGGACUAUUACCCAUUUCUUUUUCUGGAUUCCCAAACACCUCUUUAAGCCUGGAAAAACACAAAUAACAAUGUCUUUCUCCGCCACCAAGUUCGCCCAACCCCUCCCUCUCAACACCACCUCCCCCAGAUCCAAUGAUAAACCCACUUUGCUCAAGUCCUCUUUUAUUGGAUCUACCCAGAAGCUCCGUUCUGUUCCUCUUGCUUCUAAGUCCAAUCAUUCCGUUUCUCGCCGUCGAUCCGUUGUUGUCGCCGUUUCCGACGUCGUAAAGGAGAAGAAGCGCCAUUCCACCACCAAUCUGCUGAUCACAAAAGAGGAAGGAUUGGUGCUGUAUGAAGAUAUGGUAUUGGGCAGAGCUUUCGAGGACAUGUGCGCCCAGAUGUACUAUAGGGGAAAAAUGUUUGGAUUCGUUCAUCUCUACAAUGGCCAAGAAGCAGUGUCAACUGGGUUCAUCAAGCUUCUGAAGAAGGACGAUUGUGUGGUGAGCACGUACCGGGAUCAUGUGCACGCUUUGAGUAAGGGUGUCCCUGCUCGUGCUGUGAUGAGCGAGCUGUUUGGGAAGACCACCGGGUGCUGCCGAGGCCAAGGUGGUUCCAUGCAUAUGUUCUCCAAAGAGCACAAUGUUCUUGGUGGAUUUGCUUUCAUUGGUGAAGGGAUACCAGUGGCAACUGGUGCAGCUUUCACAUCUAAAUAUAGACGGGAGGUGUUGAAAGAGGCAGAUUGUGAUAAUGUGACGUUGGCAUUUUUCGGAGAUGGUACCUGUAAUAAUGGACAGUUCUUCGAGUGUUUGAACAUGGCGGCAUUGUGGAAAUUGCCAAUUGUGUUUGUUGUUGAGAAUAAUUUGUGGGCAAUUGGGAUGUCUCAUCUGAGGGCUACUUCAGAUCCAGAGAUCUGGAAGAAGGGACCCGCUUUUGGUAUGCCAGGCGUUCAUGUUGAUGGAAUGGACGUGUUGAAGGUGAGGGAGGUUGCAAAGGAGGCAAUCGGAAGGGCACGGAGGGGAGAAGGGCCCACAUUGGUGGAAUGUGAGACAUACAGAUUCAGAGGACAUUCAUUGGCUGAUCCAGAUGAGCUUCGUGACCCUGCUGAGAAGGCACGCUAUGCUGCUAGAGACCCCAUUACUGCGUUGAAGAAAUACUUAUUUGAGAACAAGUUAGUCAGUGAGCAAGACUCAAAGGCCAUAGACAAGAAGAUAGAUGAGGUGGUUGAGGAUGCUGUUGAAUUCGCAGAUGAAAGCCCUCUUCCAUGUCGCAGCCAGUUACUGGAGAAUGUGUUCGCAGAUCCAAAAGGUUUUGGAAUUGGACCUGACGGGCGGUACAGAUGUGAGGAUCCCAAAUUCACUGAAGGCACUGCACAUGUCUAAUCUCUUAAGUUGAAUGUUAAUUUUAUCUUCUGGGUUUAGCUGUGGGAUUCUGAUGCGUGGUUUUAUACCUACUGCUAGCUGCUUAUCCGUCACUGAAAGUUUGUAUUAGCUUUUUUCCAUUGUAACAAGAACAUGUUGUUUAGGGUGGGUUUUCCUUGGUUUCAAUUUUGUUGAUGCUUCUCUUUAAAUUAUCAUUGUUUAUUUGAAAACUUAACAGAAAAUAAAAAAUAUAUUAUUGGUUA
Ziziphus jujuba (common jujube) is the source of this 1896-nucleotide messenger RNA. RefSeq names its product pyruvate dehydrogenase E1 component subunit alpha-3, chloroplastic. Gene Ontology annotation, cellular component: intracellular membrane-bounded organelle. Bases 365 to 1654 code for a protein of 429 amino acids. NCBI's taxonomy places the organism in Eukaryota, Viridiplantae, Streptophyta, Magnoliopsida, Rosales, Rhamnaceae. The record is from RefSeq and is a predicted model, not a curated record. Gene Ontology annotation, biological process: pyruvate decarboxylation to acetyl-CoA. The transcript has 3 exons. Gene Ontology annotation, molecular function: pyruvate dehydrogenase (acetyl-transferring) activity.